AGUGAAGAGUGGCAGGACAGUGCUUUGCAGGCACUCAGGUAUUGUAGUCAAGCUGUAAGUGAAAGAAUACUCAUCUUUCAUUCAUCGGUAUGGCGCACAAUUCUGGCGAGCAUGGCAUGAACCUCGGAUCUCGGAAACUCGUGGUUCUGGGUAUCCCGUGGGAUGUUGAUACGGAAGGUUUGAGGCAGUAUAUGCUGAAGUUUGGUGAACUCGAUGACGUCAUUGUUAUGAAGGAUCGCGGCACAGGACGAUCGCGAGGAUUUGGUUACGUGACAUUUGCAACAGUCGAAGAUGCCAAGAAAACAGUUUCUACGCAACAUUCUCUAAAUGGACGAAUGUUGGAGGUGAAAGUUGCAACUCCAAAGGAAGAGAUGAAGCCACCCGCGAAGAAGAUAACGAGGGUUUUCGUCGCCAGAAUCCCUCCUAGUGUCACCGACGAAGCUUUUCGAAGUUACUUUGAAAAAUAUGGGACCUUAACUGAUGCUUACAUGCCAAAGGAUCAAGGUUCGAAGGCGCAUAGAGGCAUUGGCUUUGUUACAUUUGAAAUUCCAGAAUCGGUUGACAGACUCAUGAAUGAAACCCAUGAGCUUGGUGGGUCGACCAUUGCUGUGGAUCGUGCUACACCGAAGGAGGACGGUGUGAAGACUUGGGGACGAGGAUUUCAUGGAGGCAACCAAAAUUCUGGAUCCAAUGCUGGAUCAGGUUCCUACGGAGCUUAUGGUGUUUACACAAAUACAGCCCGGUUUGGUGGCUUGGGAGGCGGAUUUGGAGCUUAUGACUAUCCAGGUUCUGGUUUUGGAAGUGAUUUAGGUCCAUCUGGUGGGCUGAGCAGUGCUUAUGGGGGUGGGAAUUCCUGGCCCCCUGCUCCCUCAGGAGCUGGCUAUGGCGGCCCAGGUUUGGGGAUUUCAGGGGGAGUCUCCGGCAGCUUUGGUUCUGGUGGUCCACCGGUUCCGCCUCUGAGGGGGUUAGGUACAAAAAUCUUUGUUGGCAGAUUACCUCCAGAAGCAAAUGCAGAGGAUUUAAGGCGCUAUUUCAACAAUUUCGGAAGGAUAUCUGAUGUUUAUGUUCCAAAGGAUGCAAAAAAAACAUCACAUAGAGGUUUCGGCUUUGUUACUUUCUCUGACGAAGGUGCGGCUGAACGAGUUGCUCUCAGGAAUCAUGAGAUUCUUGGGCAUCAGAUUGCUGUAGACCGUGCAGCACCUCAGGACGAAGUGGCAAACGUCCCAUACAUGAGCGGCUUUGGUGGCGUGGGUUCAUUUUCUGGAGGAGCUGGGGGCCCAAUGAGAGGGGGUAAUGCGCCGUUACUAGGAAGUGGAUACGGUUCCUUGCCAGGCAAUCUCGACUUCAAUUCUGGGUGGGGUGCUUAUGGCGGUGUAGGUGGAUUACCAUCAGGUUUGGACUCUGGACUUUCAGGCGGCCAUCGCUCUUCUAGGUCAGAACCUCGCUACAGACCAUAUUAAAAUUAUUAUCAGCGAGCUGCUCAAGUGAAGCGGUCAAUAUAUGUGUGAAGUAGAACCGGAGGUUGUAGCGAGAAAGACCAAGAAGCUGGUCAGAGAGUUAUACUGCGUGCAAUCAAGGAUAUAUUAUGUUGGAAGAAUAUCGAUUGAAGGAUUACCUGUGGAAUAUCUUAGGAUAUGUCAGUCGCUCAGGGAUGUUUGAUCAGACCAUUGUCGAAGCCUAUAUUUAGGCUUUGCAUGUGGUUUACACCUUAAUCAACUGUAAUUUCAUGUUCUAACUUAAAGAAUGAUCUAUGUCAACUUUGAAUAAC
This is a messenger RNA of Physcomitrium patens, 1768 nucleotides long. RefSeq names its product heterogeneous nuclear ribonucleoprotein 1. Gene Ontology annotation, molecular function: mRNA binding. Gene Ontology annotation, biological process: regulation of translation. The record is from RefSeq and is a predicted model, not a curated record. NCBI's taxonomy places the organism in Eukaryota, Viridiplantae, Streptophyta, Bryopsida, Funariales, Funariaceae.